CACUCUGCCCUCCCAGAUCUCGCCACGCAGGAAUUUUUUCGCGGCGAGCAAAAGCUGCGAGCUGUUGCGGAUUUCUUGGAGCUGCAGCAUCGUAGAACAUCAAGUUCGGAAAUAAGCGGAACAAGUGCAAUAGCACAACCACCUGCAAAAACAACCGAAAACCUCCUUGCGGAAGAUGCCGCGUUUCUGCAAUCUUUUUUCGCAUCCGGCGACGUAUUGUGCUUCGUUCAGGCGUCUGGCUUAUUUAGCCGGGGGAAGAAAAUUGCGAAAGUUUCCGAGAUCCAAAGAGCGUUGCAGAACCGCUACCCAAACUCUGUAGACGACCUCAACAACGCUGUGCCGUUCAACGCAGCAGCAGGGGUGCUCGACCUGUUGCAACUGUUUUGUGCGCGUAGUGGUGCGGAAGCAUUUGGUAUUCUUCUGUGUUGAAAUUCAAAUCUUCCAUGAUCUUGAUCAUCUUCUUUUGCAAUAAGAAAGCAAAAGGGCCUCAUACUGCUGGGUCACGUGUAAAAUAUGUCUAUGCGAUCGAUGAUCCUUGGAAAUACCCACCGAUCCGAAACUCCAUCUUUCCUUUCGCACGUGAUGAGAAAACAUGCGGCAAUUUUUAAGCCUGGACUGAAGUGCUCGCGCUCAGUGUGGUUUAAACAUGUAGGGUAAAAGCUGAUGGUGCGGAAAUAGAAACAGAAAGUAGGAGUACAGUGAUCAGCACUCGACGUGAAAUGAAAAAUCUGAUUCGUUGCCCACUUCAAAUUCAAAAUUUUUAGUGAUCAAGCUUGAUAGUAGAAUUUGUUCUUACCGAGUGUAAAAUCUGAUCAAUUUCUUGCGGUCCUCUCAGGCGACGAUUCGGAGAUUGACAUCGCUACCUUCGCCCUGAUCUUCGACACCGCGCGCCAAACCUUGUGGGCGUCUGUGGUUAGGAGAGAUGAACAGUCUGAUCUGGUGUCCUCCCCCGAUAGAAGAAUUGUGGAGAGCGAGGAAGAUCAAGAUUCUCUCACCGCGGAUUUGCAGCGCUACCAACAGAUUUUACGAUCUGGCGUUCAAGUGUUUUCUCCACCACCGACAUGUGUUUGCUUGUCGCAUCGGGCGGGAAAAAUAACCGGACCGCCUGUGGUCGGUAUGGGGAACAACCAGAAUAUCACCGCUCUGAAUGGCGACCACGCUACUAGCAGUCAUGGCACCAACAGAAAGAGCUCGGGCCGCGCACUCUGGUAUCUGCUCCGUCGUUUUGGAAGUCUAGUAGGAAGGGUGGCGCCGCGGCAUGAAAACUCCACUGUAAAUGAACAAGUACACGUACAAGGUCAAGGCGGACAAGGGCGAGGACCACCUUCUCAGACUGCAGAGCUAGAUCGUACUGAUCCCGAAGCAAAGUUCAGCUCCAUUUUCGUUUUAGACCGCAACGCGUGGGGAUGCGGCCAGGAAGAACUGCAGCGGUGCUUCCGGGAUGCUGUUGUUGUGACUGCGGCGAACAACGUCGGCUCCGCCGCGUGCAGCAGCACAUCAAAGCAAGCUGCCCACUUCCUACAAAUCCGGCCACCGGACCCGCCGCUUGCCUACGAUUUGGUGGAAGAGAU
Molecule: messenger RNA, 1571 nt
Organism: Amoebophrya sp. A120
Lineage: Eukaryota; Dinophyceae; Syndiniales; Amoebophryaceae
Source: the annotation of a GenBank genome assembly